This is a messenger RNA of Verticillium alfalfae VaMs.102, 1524 nucleotides long. RefSeq names its product mitochondrial carrier protein. The record is from RefSeq and is a predicted model, not a curated record. The coding region runs from base 1 to 1524 and encodes 507 amino acids. Gene Ontology annotation, molecular function: L-ornithine transmembrane transporter activity. Gene Ontology annotation, biological process: mitochondrial L-ornithine transmembrane transport. Lineage: Eukaryota; Fungi; Ascomycota; Sordariomycetes; Glomerellales; Plectosphaerellaceae. The transcript has 6 exons.
AUGCUCCUGAUAACGGCUGGCAGACGCCCGCUCCUGCCAACCCGCCAACGACUGCUGCAUUUCUCCGCCAGUCAUCCCUCAUGGCGCCCUCGCCUAUCGACGGGGCUUCGCACCCAAAAUGGGUCAUGGUCCCGGCGUCUUUUGGCGCCAGGCCGGCGAGCUACUGCGCGCUUCAGCCGACAAGCUGAAGCGAGCACCAGAGGCCUAGACUGCAUGGGCCAUGUGGCGUGGGCUCUCGCGCCUGAGUGUCUGCUGCGUGCCCGCUGGUCUCGGCUUCUUGAUGGGUCUCGGUUUCCUGACAGGUCUCAGCUACUUGACAGACCAUGGCAACAACAUUCGUCAGCAGCGCCGGCCGGCUGGCCUCGCGAGGCGUCAAAGUUGGUUCAAGGGACGCAAGGGGAACGUGGAAUGUCUGGCGCCGUAACGAGAAACAACGGCCUGCGCCACACGUGGGACUGGCUGCGCGGCACGACGCCCGGCGUCCUGACGACGGCCAUCCGCCAUCACGGCUGGGGCGUCGUGCCCAACCAGAUCCUGCCGCCGCUGCUGGCCAACGUGACCGUCGGCGCCGUCCUCUACACGAGCUACCUCCAGAUCCUCGGCCAGCUGCACGAGGAGAGCGCGAGGGCCCGCCGCACCGUCUACCCGCCACCCGAGCCCGUCCACACCUUCACGGCCGGCCUGCUCGCGGGCGCCCUGCAGAGCCUCGUCGCGGCCCCGCUCGACGCCAUCCAGGCGCGCUACGACCACCGCGACCUCCUGCCGGCCGACGGGCGCGGCGGCGCGCCCAAGAGCAUGUGGACCUUCAGCGCCGAGAAGCUGCGCGAGAUCGGCCCCGGCGGCAUCUUCGCCGGCUACGGCCUCUCGCUCCUCAAGGACGGCCUCGGCAGCGCCGUCUUCUUCAGCACCUUCGAGUACGUCAAGGCCCAGAGCUACUACCGCUUCGUGACGUGGUACUACGGCGACCUCAACGAGGACAUGGCCAACCUCUUGGCGACGCGGCGGCCGACGCGUGCUGGCGGCCGCGCCGCCGACAACGACGGCAUCACGCCCCUCAUCAUCAAGCCGCACUACGCCAUCGAGCCCCUGUUCCUGCUGCUCGCCGGCGUCACCGCCUCGUUCGCCCAGCAGGCCGUCAUGCACCCGUUGACGCACUUCCAGCUCGAGCACUGGGACCACCUCGAGGACAUUGACCAGAAGACGGCGAACAGGCGGGCCGACGCCGCGGCCCGCGGGCGGCGCGCCGGCGCGGGGGUCCAUCUUCCGCAUUCAUCCAAAAAGGGUGAAAAGGGGGGGAUUCCCCGUGGUCCUGGAGACGUGGGCGCAGUGCGAGGCGGCGGCGGGCGGCCCAGGGCCGGAGCGUGCGCAGCUGGCUGUACCGGGGGUUCUGGUGGAACACGAUCCGUCAGGGUGCCCAGCACGAGCGCCGGCCUCAUCAUAUUUGAGCUCGUGCGGAGGAAGUACGGCCUGCGCAGCGACGAAGUGCGCAUCAACAAGGACGGGUACGAUAUCCAGCUGAACUAG